GGACCAUAGACAUAUUAAACAUUAAAAGGUCUUAUUAAGUCUAUGGUUAUAUCCACAGAACACUCUUAUAUCAGAGUCUCUGGUUAUACCAAAAAGAAAGAUGAUUUUCUCCAUAGAAAUAUAUGAGCUUAUAUUAGUGUUCUGUGAUAUGGAUUAUAGAUAUUGUGCUUUUCUCUAUGGUUUUUCCGUCAUUUUAAAAGUUUAUGUCUUGAGGGUUUGCAAUUCUCAGCGUUUUGAAGUGAAGAAAAUAAAUAAAGAAUGGAUAUAGGCGGAGGCUGUUUCACCAUUGAAAAGGAGGGACAUAUUACCUGUGAUGAACUGAAAUUAGAAGACAAAUUAGGAAAAGUGCACAGAAGAUACUCAAAUUCCUUAGUUAAAGAGAGCGAUGCGAAUCCUAUGAUUGAAAAAAGUGUGCUCGAUAAACAAAUAAAAUCUAAUCAUUUGAAAAUCGAAGGUCACGAGUGUCAUCUUUGCGAGUUCGCCACAAGCGAAAAAAGGUAUCUUCAGAAGCAUGUCCAUUCAGUUCAUUUGAAUAUCAGGAAACACAAAUGUCACUUAUGUGAAUAUGUUGCCUGCGCGAAACAUAUCAUCCAACAACAUGUGAAAUCUGUUCAUCUGAAAAUUAAAGAUCAGAAGUGUCAUCUCUGCGAGUUUGUUACAAGUGAAAAAAGGUAUCUUCGGAGGCAUGUCCACUACGUCCAUUUGAAUAUCAAGAACCACAAAUGUCACUUAUGUGAAUAUGCUUCCAGUCAGAAAGAAAAACUCGAUGAACACAUAAAAUCUCUUCAUUUGAAAAUUAGAGAUCAUAGGUGUCACCUAUGUGACUUUGCCGCGAGUUUCAAGCGAAAACUCGAUAGACACGUGAAGUCCGUUCAUUUGAAAAUCAGAGAUCACAAGUGUCAUCUAUGCGAGUUUGUUACAAGUAGAAAAGCGAACCUUCAGAGGCACGUCGACGGAGUUCAUUCGAAUGUCAAGAAACUCCAAUGUCACUUAUGUGAAUAUGCUGCGACUACAAAACGUUCCCUUCUAAUACACAUCGAAUCUGUUCAUUUGAGCAGCAAAUAACAAUUGUUAGUUGAGUGAAUAUGAUACAAAUAUAUAUUUUUCCCACAGUAUCCCUCUUCGAAGAGAAUUUGUCAGUUUAACAUUUUAUCUCUUUCAUGUAAAUAAUAUC
Molecule: messenger RNA, 1174 nt
Organism: Coccinella septempunctata (seven-spotted ladybird)
Lineage: Eukaryota; Metazoa; Arthropoda; Insecta; Coleoptera; Coccinellidae
Product: zinc finger Y-chromosomal protein-like
Exons: 3
Coding region: 259-1065 (268 amino acids)
Biological process (GO): regulation of gene expression
Cellular component (GO): nucleus
Source: RefSeq, a predicted model, not a curated record